CAAUUUAUUUAUCAAUCAAAGACUUUUUUUCCGUCUAAAACCCAAGAUUAUCAUAGUUCUCUCAAUCAGCGUGCUAAACCCUAACUAAACUGCUCUCUCUAACGCCGUAUUUUGAAUUGCACUCUUGGGCUUUCCUCAGUCGGUGUUGUUCAAACUCUGCGUCUGUGCAGAAUUUACCAGUGAAGAUGACGUCGCUCACUGGACUCAACGAGGAGAUCGUUCGUAGUAUGUCAAUUGGAGCUGUUUUCUCAGAUUUUGUUGGCAAGAUAAAUUCACUUGAUUUUCACCGCAAUGCUGAUUUAUUGGUUGCAGCUAGUGAGGAUGAUUCAGUGCGACUUUAUGACAUUGCAAAUGCCAAGUUGCUUAAGACCACAUAUCACAAGAAACAUGGCGCUGAUCGAAUAUGCUUUACUCACCAUCCGAGUUCUGUAAUAUGCUCGUCUAGUUAUAAUUUGGAUUCUACAGGAGAAUCCAUGCGGUAUCUAUCUAUGUAUGAUAACCGGUGCCUUCGUUACUUUAAGGGGCAUAAAGAGAGGGUUGUGUCCCUCUGCAUGUCUCCAGUAAAUGACAGCUUCAUGUCUGGUUCUCUUGACCACACUGUUAGAAUAUGGGACCUUCGCGUAAAUGCCUGCCAGGGAAUUUUACGUCUACGAGGCAGGCCUACAGUUGCCUAUGACCAACAAGGCCUCGUUUUUGUAGUAGCAAUGGAAGGGGGUGCUAUUAAAUUGUUUGAUUCACGAUCAUAUGACAAGGGACCCUUUGACACUUUUCUGGUUGGUGGAGAUACAGCGGAGGUCUCUGAUAUUAAAUUCAGCAAUGAUGGCAAAUCAGUGCUUUUGACAACCACAAGCCACAAUGUUUAUGUUCUUGAUGCAUAUGCCGGAGAGAAGCGGUGUGGGUUCAGUCUGGAUCCAUCUCCAAAUACAACAAUGGAGGCAACAUUUACGCCAGAUGGCCAGUAUGUGUUAUCAGGUAUUCGUCAAGUGAAAAGCGACUGUAGGUUAUGAUUCUACUACGUUUUUUGACAUAUGGUCUCUGAUUUUAUCUGGAAUCUGGUUCAGUUUAUUGCAUAAUUAUUGAAUUAGAUGACUGAAACUUCCAACUUGGAACAGCUAUCUUGUUCAGACUUACAGAUCAUUGGACACAUGAAUUAUGCCAUUUUGAUCUGCAAAUAUGCAGAUCCAUGGGCCACGACCAUCAAACUCUUGUGCUUUUCACAUUAGAUUUGUUCAAGUUGGAACUGAAGAAUGGUAUUUUGCUAGCGUGAAUGUUUAGUUUGUUGUAGUGGGAACUGAUAAUUAGUCCUUGUUUCUAUGAAAGGCUCAGGAGAUGGAACUUUGCAUGCUUGGGGCGUCUACACAGCACAUAAGGUGGCGAGCUGGGACUCUUAUAUAGGCGUUGUAUCUUGCUUGAAAUGGGCACCUCGGAGACUCAUGUUUGCCGCUGCAUCAACAGUUCUCACGUUUUGGAUACCCGACGAUUCAGACUCAUCCACACUACCUGAACAUACUUCUCAAUGAAUUCUUCUUCUUUCAUGACUUGGGCUUGAAUUCAAUGCACGGUUUUGCUUGCAUACGACCGCCCACUACAAAUUUUGAUUAUGUUGAUGUUUGGGAAAAUAAUCCUAGAAUUCUCAGACAGGCUUUUGUAUAAGUAUUAAUUACUAUUACCUCUUCGAAUUCUUAUCUUUUGGAAGAUUUUCCGUAUCCACAAUCUAAUUUUUUUUUUGGUUCCAA
Ilex paraguariensis (yerba mate) is the source of this 1736-nucleotide messenger RNA. The record is from the annotation of a GenBank genome assembly. NCBI's taxonomy places the organism in Eukaryota, Viridiplantae, Streptophyta, Magnoliopsida, Aquifoliales, Aquifoliaceae.